AUGGCAACCUCCCCGUCCGAAGGCGCGCCUUCUUCGCCCGAACAAUCUCUCCAAAACCAGCACCGUGCGUCGCUUGGUUUUCUCCGCCGCGCCAAAUCCACCGAGCCUCUCGCCGAGAACCGCAAAUCUUUUGCACGCAAGCGGAUGUCCAAGGCUCAAAUGAUGGAGGAGGAAAUGCGCCGCCAGCGCGAGUCGUACGCGCCCAAAGUUCCUCCCCGCCUCCCCGAUCUAUCCCCCACCCCGCAGCUGGAGACCUUUGGAGGCGAGGACGGGACACCCUGGGAGUCCAGGGGUCCAUUCCUCGCCCUCACUCUGGCGUUUCCAUCAAGAUCGGAGAGCAUGACCCACCGCGGCCGCUACAGUUACGCCAGUAGCGCUCUCAGCACGGUCAACAGCCCCCGUCGUGUCCGCCGCCGCAAGGAUCCCACUCCGUACAAUGUAUUGGUCGUCGGCGCUAGGAACUCCGGUAAAACUGAGUUCCUCAACUUCCUCCGCAAGGCCUUGACCAUGCCCGCCCACAAGCACCCCACCCGAACCCCUGAAGAGCUCGAGGAACUGCAGCAUCAAACCUCUACCUACGAAGGCUUCACCUCGCAGUAUCUUGAAACCGAAAUUGACGGCGAGCGCGUCGGCCUGACUCUGUGGGACUCUAACGGCCUCGAACGCAACAUCGUGGACCUGCAGAUGCGCGGCGUGACUGGCUUCUUGGAGAGCAAGUCGUGCGCUCCCCCCGGUGCUCGCGAUACUCAUAUUCACUGUACUUUCCUUCUCCUCGACCCUGUCCGCCUAGACGAAAACUUUGCCGCUGCAGAGCGGGCGCGCAACGGCAAGCGCAAGGAAACCGACACUCCUGUGACUGGUAUUCUGGACCACCAUCUUGACCUGGAUGUACUGCGCACUAUGCUCGGUAAGACGACCGUGGUUCCGGUCAUCAGUAAGGCGGAUACAAUCACCUCUGCUCACAUGAGUUACCUCCGCAAGGCAGUUUGGGAGAGUUUGAAAGAAGCCAACCUCGACCCUUUGGAGAUCCUGACUCUCGAGGAUCCAGAGGAAGAGGAGGAGUACACCGAUUCGGAGAGUGUGGAGGAUGAAGAUGUACAAGAAGAAGCCGACCCGACGGGGCUCACCGAGCCUGAGACUACUGCAAAUGCCGAGACUAAGGGAGCCAAGGAGGAAUCUGAAGCUCCUAAGGAGAGCGAAGCUGAAGCGAAGGAUGGGGAUGCCGAGGAGCCCAAGAAGGCCAAGGAGGAAGAAGCUGAGGCCAAGGAAGUCAAAACUGAGCAACCCGCUCCUGCGCAAGAAGUUCCCGAGUCGCCCAAGGCUGCGCCCGCCAACCCACAUGUUCCUUUCUCUAUUCUCUCCCCGGACCCUCACUCUCUUUCGUCCGGAGAAGAGCCUCUUGGUCGACGGUUCCCCUGGGGGUUUGCCGACCCUUACAAUGCUGAACAUUGCGACUUUGUACGCCUGAAGGACUCGGUCUUCCAGGAAUGGCGCUCGGAGCUGCGUGAGGCCAGCCGUGUGAUAUGGUACGAGCGCUGGAGAACCAACCGCCUUAAGAGCAAUGGACAGCCUGCGCCAGCCCCCCCGCCAGACUUAUGGAGGCCGCCUGGGACCUUCUCGUGA
Messenger RNA from Penicillium chermesinum, 1623 nucleotides. It is a transcript of the gene aspE, whose product is annotated as septin. Gene Ontology annotation, biological process: cytoskeleton-dependent cytokinesis. Gene Ontology annotation, cellular component: septin ring; septin complex; cytosol. The transcript has 4 exons. Gene Ontology annotation, molecular function: molecular adaptor activity; GTP binding; GTPase activity. Lineage: Eukaryota; Fungi; Ascomycota; Eurotiomycetes; Eurotiales; Aspergillaceae. Bases 1 to 1623 code for a protein of 540 amino acids. The record is from RefSeq and is a predicted model, not a curated record.